Molecule: messenger RNA, 1564 nt
Organism: Trematosphaeria pertusa
Lineage: Eukaryota; Fungi; Ascomycota; Dothideomycetes; Pleosporales; Trematosphaeriaceae
Product: CobW domain-containing protein
Exons: 2
Coding region: 56-1183 (375 amino acids)
Cellular component (GO): cytoplasm
Source: RefSeq, a predicted model, not a curated record
GCCAGAACGUCGCUCACUACGCUCCUUUCCUCCUUGUUACUACUUGUAUACCAUCAUGAUACCCAUAACGAUAAUAACAGGCUUUCUAGGCUCAGGCAAAACUACACUCAUCCUCAAUCUGAUACCGCAGCUCCCUAGGACUUACAAACUCGCCCUACUGAAGAACGAAUUCGGCGACGUCGCUAUCGACUCCCAAUUGGCCUCCUCGAACGCGAUAUCCGGUGUCCAAGAACUCCUCAAUGGCUGCAUAUGCUGUAACCUCGUCGGCCAGCUCUCCGAUGCUCUAGAGACCCUCGCCCGAGACAUUACGCCCGAUCGCAUCGUUGUCGAAACGUCUGGCUCUGCUUUUCCUGCUACAUUGGCUAUGGAAGUGAAUCGGCUAUCACAGAGCACUGGAAAAUACGUGCUAGAUGGGGUCAUGUCGGUCAUUGAUGUGGAGAAUUGGAAGGGAUAUGAAGACACGAGCUAUACAGCAAAGAUCCAGGCGAAAUACACGGAUCUGAUAGUCUUAAAUAAGUGGGAGCUCGUGAGUGAGAGAAGACUGGAGGACGUAGAGGAUUCUAUUCUGGGGCUGGAACUCGAUCCGCCUAUACCACGGACGAAGAGCGAUAAGGGGUGGGUGGAUAAGGAUAUCAUAUUUGGCUUGGAUGCGAAGCUGGCGAAGGGAAUUGGGAGGAAGGAUAAGCACCACCAUGACCAUGGACAUUCGAGCGAGGUGGAGGUGCUGAGCGUCACGUUAGCAAGUAACGGAGAGAAGACAGGCGUGGAUGUGGAGAAGUUGAGGAAGCUCCUGGAAGAACCCACAAAGGACUUGAUAUACAGGAUAAAAGGGGUCCUCUACUCGUCGACACCCCCGAAAUCCUCGGAUAACACAUCCGCGUCUGCUUUGGAUGUCAACAACGGUCGAGCGAGAUAUAUCCUCAACUGGGCGUUCGGACGCUGGAACUUCACGCAAGUGCCUCCGCCUUCCACAACAACUACUCCACUCGCCUCGGGAACCGCGACUCCUGUUAGCUCUGGGCAGACGACGCCGCUUCCUCCAGGUGAAGAGCCUGAGCUUCGACUGACUGUGGUCACCGCCAAGUAUGAGUCGAACCAGUGGCAGAAACGGAUUGAGACCAGCGGCUUCGUCGCUCUUCAGAAUGGAGGCGAGGGUACAUUGACUGUUCAAAGAAUCCUAUGAGUGCAUUCUAAACGAUACCCCCGGUAUACCAAAAGCACGACGUACCUAGUCAGAGGGGCUGUGAAGUAGGUGACAGACACCAGAUCACCAUAUGCGCCUUUCCGCUCACUGUGCGAGCGCAUGGAAUGUCAUAUUCGAUAUGACGCUUCCUCAUCGAUUCUUGGCUGUCCAGGAUUUUCAUACCCAAGCUGAUCUGCAAGAAACUCUUUACAAUACCGAGCAGCGGGCCCUUGCACUAUCGGUAACAAGUAACGCACUAUAGAGCACCGUACCUGGAUCGGGAGGCGCGGCGUUGCCUUAUACGUAUGAACGCCUCAGAAAUGAGGAAGAUGGAUCGCAAUAAUCGACGUCUCGAAGAGACAGUACCUUUUCUUUCGCCUG